Nicotiana tabacum (common tobacco) is the source of this 1859-nucleotide messenger RNA. RefSeq names its product double-stranded RNA-binding protein 1. Lineage: Eukaryota; Viridiplantae; Streptophyta; Magnoliopsida; Solanales; Solanaceae. The record is from RefSeq and is a predicted model, not a curated record.
ACUCGUUGCCCCUAACUCUCUCGAGUCACAAAGAAUGUACAAGACGAAGCUACAAGAGCUUUGCCACCAGUACGGGUGGAAUUUGCCAGAGUACGGGACGGAGAAAGAGGGACCUGAUCACAACCCUCGUUUCACAGCCACUGUUACCGUCAAUGGAUUCUCCUUUGCGUCACCCAAGGACCAUUGCCGAUCCUCCAAAGAAGCCCAAAAUCUUGCUGCCCAUAUCGCCUUUGCCCAUUUCACUUCCCCCAAAUCCGCCCAGGCCUUCUCACAUCACAACCUUCCUUCACCUUCACCUGCUGCUGCACUACCAGCCUCCUCUUCUUCUGGCGCUUCAACAUCAAGCAGUAAGGUGGAUGUUUUUGAGAAGGUGGAUGUUAGACCUCCAAAUAUGGAUAUUUUUCAACAAAGACAGAAUAACGCUGGACAACCUUCUCGUGUCAAUGGAACUCCAUUGGCUGGUAGGGACGCUAAUACCUCGAAAGGGAUGCUUCAUCUAUACAAGAAUCGACUACAACAGUAUGCCCAAAAGCAAAAUCUCACUUUACCCGUGUAUUCUUCUGAACUUGAUGGCCCUCCGCACGCCUGUCGUUUUAGGUCAAAAGUGACUAUUGAUGGAAAAACUUAUGAAACUCAGGAAUUCUUCUCUACAUUGAAGGAAGCUGAACAUGCAGCUGCAAAAGGUGCUUUUGAGUCAUUAGCGCUGAAUGACAUUCAGGAGGAUGAAGGUUUAUACAAGACACUUUUGCAAGAACUGGCUCAAAAAGAGGGUUUACUUUUUCCAGUUUAUGAUACAGCCAGAGCUGGCCCACCUCAUGCACCAACAUUCAGUUCAACUGUGGAAGUUGGAGGUGGGACUUUUCAAGGACAAGAAGCUAAAACCAAGAAGCAAGCAGAGAUGAAUGCUGCAAAGGUUGCUUACAAUGCCCUUGUGAAACGUAAGGGUAGUCAAAUUGAUCUCCCUGAUGGUAAUUUGAAGAGUAUCUUAGGGGUUGCAUCUUCUAGCUCGCAGUCAACUAUCGAAGAUAGUGCAAAGCACACAAUCAGGGCAAAUGAAGUUGAAAACGAUGCUUGUAACAGGAGGCAUACUGGCGUGUCUGUUAAUAAAGGCGGUCAACUAGGUGAAUCUCUUAAGGUCCUUCCAGCCAGUUCAGGAUGUGCUGCUACCGAUGUACCACAACCAGUUGUUCAGCAGAAAACCAAAUUGAUAAUUGAAGAACUAAAUCUGCAAAAAGAAGAGACAGAUACAAAUGCAAACAGACACAGAUGCUCAACUGCACCCAAAACAUAUUCUGUUAUCAGGGAUCCAUGUCCUGCUGCCUCCUGCUCGCCUGAUGGGCAGUCUUCUGCUUCAGCGGUCUUUGAUCAUUCAACUGAUUCAGUUGCGGAGUCUGUUGAUUCUGGUACAUAUGCUGGGACCAGUAUUUUGCCAAACGAGAAGAUUUUCAUUUUCCCCCGGAAUGAAAAUAUGGAGCUUCCAAAUGGUGCUUGUGUUUUGCCUUGCAGCGAUGAAAAAUGGGUUGCUGCUAGCUUAGAAUUGAAUCGAAAUCGCUAAUUGCAAAAACUUACUUUUGUGAUGCUUUUUGAUGAAUCUUGUUGAUAAGCGUCAACUCAGAUAAUGCUGCUUUCUUUUCUAGGAGUUAGUACUAUAUAUUUGCGUAAAAGAAACCAUCUUCUGACAAUUGAUAUAGAAAUUAAUCUAGGCUAUCUCGUCUGAGUAAGUGCUAUGUAGUGUGUGUUUAUGAAGAAAUUUUUAGAUUCCGUAAUACUUUUUAGAAGACGGGCAAAAUGUUAGUUUGCGAAGCAAGAAAACACAAGAGUAAACAGUUUAGCCAAUUCUGAGAUAUCCUUUGCUGGCA